CCCGCUCGCGGGGAUCCUUAUUCUGCGCGCAGGGCCAGGGACUCGCACCCCGCCGCCGCAUCUCCUCUGCCUUCUGGUCACCACGCACCCCGGCCCGGCUGAGGGCCGUCGGGUAGUCGGGGGAGAGGGCGUCGCUGGCGAAAGCCCCGUGCCGCUGCCCAGAGGAGGAGAACGGAGCGCGCCCCCCAAGUCCUCGGAAGAGAAGAGGGACGGGGUUCGGUGGGCCCCGGGGCGGGUAUGGGAGGGGACGUGGGCGACCUGGGAGCAGUUCUCCGCAGCCUGGAUUUUCCCGGCCGCUUUCCGCCCUGAGGCAGCCCGGGGCCGCUCCGGUCCCACCAGCCCCCGCCAGCUCCGCUUCCGGGGGCCACGACCCCCGCCCGACUUCAGCCGCGGUGCGCCUCCCGCCGACUCCGACUCGGGGACCAGGAGACUGGAGUCUGGUUGGCCGAGGCCCGCAGGCCGCGGCGCAAGUUCACGCUCCCGCCGUCGAGGGCCGUGGAAGCGGCGUGGGCGUAGGCUGGUCCCCGCGGCUGGGGGCGGGGACGCCGGGCGGACUUGACCGUGGGCGCCAAGCGUUCGGGCCGCGUGGCGCGGGCUUUAUGUAAAUGGGGGCUGCGCCGGGCGUCCUAGGUAGGAUGGACCAGCCCCCCGCGCCCGGGCCCUCACGUCCAAUAAGAAGAGCCCCAGCUUGACACCUGCCUAUAUACAGGCGAGCGCGCCCCCGGGCCGCGGACCGCGCGCACACCCCGCACCGCCCCACGCCGCGGGCGAGCGACACCCGGCCCGCCACCAUGACUUCCAGCAAGAUAGAGAUGCCCGGGGAGGUGAAGGCCGAUCCCGCCGCUCUCAUGGCGUCCCUGCAUCUCCUGCCGUCGCCCACACCCAACCUCGAAAUCAAGUACACCAAGAUCUUUAUAAACAACGAAUGGCAGAACUCAGAGAGUGGGAGAGUAUUCCCUGUCUAUAAUCCAGCCACAGGAGAACAGGUGUGUGAAGUUCAAGAAGCAGACAAGGCAGAUAUAGACAAAGCAGUGCAGGCAGCCCGCCUGGCUUUCUCUCUUGGUUCAGUGUGGAGAAGGAUGGAUGCUUCAGAAAGAGGACGUCUGUUGGAUAAGCUUGCAGACUUGGUGGAACGGGACAGGGCAGUUCUUGCAACCAUGGAAUCCCUAAAUGGUGGCAAACCAUUCCUGCAAGCUUUUUAUGUGGAUUUGCAGGGUGUCAUCAAAACCCUUCGGUAUUAUGCAGGCUGGGCUGAUAAAAUUCAUGGGAUGACCAUUCCUGUAGAUGGAGACUAUUUUACCUUUACAAGACAUGAACCCAUUGGAGUGUGUGGACAGAUCAUCCCAUGGAACUUCCCCCUGCUGAUGUUUGCCUGGAAAAUUGCUCCAGCCUUGUGUUGUGGCAAUACAGUGGUUAUUAAGCCAGCAGAGCAGACACCACUCAGUGCACUCUACAUGGGAGCCCUCAUCAAGGAGGCGGGCUUUCCUCCCGGAGUCAUCAAUAUUUUGCCAGGAUACGGGCCAACGGCUGGAGCAGCAAUAGCUUCUCACAUUGGCAUAGACAAGAUUGCGUUCACAGGAUCUACUGAGGUUGGAAAGCUUAUCCAAGAAGCAGCUGGAAGAAGUAAUUUGAAGAGAGUAACUCUGGAACUUGGAGGGAAAAGUCCUAAUAUUAUCUUUGCUGAUGCUGACUUGGACUAUGCUGUGGAGCAGGCUCACCAGGGUGUGUUCUUCAAUCAAGGCCAGUGCUGCACUGCAGGGUCUCGAAUCUUCGUGGAAGAGUCCAUCUAUGAGGAGUUUGUGAGGAGAAGCGUGGAGCGGGCCAAGAGGCGCAUAGUGGGGAGUCCCUUUGACCCCACCACUGAGCAGGGUCCCCAGAUCGAUAAGAAACAGUACAACAAGAUCUUGGAACUCAUCCAGAGUGGUGUGGCUGAGGGCGCCAAGCUGGAAUGUGGAGGCAAAGGACUGGGCCGAAAGGGGUUUUUCAUUGAGCCCACAGUGUUUUCCAACGUCACUGAUGAUAUGCGGAUUGCCAAGGAGGAGAUCUUUGGCCCUGUUCAGGAAAUUUUGAGAUUUAAGACAAUGGAUGAAGUUAUUGAAAGAGCCAAUAACUCAGACUUUGGACUGGUAGCAGCCGUCUUUACUAACGACAUCAACAAGGCCCUCACAGUGUCUUCUGCAAUGCAAGCUGGGACUGUUUGGAUCAAUUGUUACAAUGCCCUAAAUGCCCAGAGCCCCUUUGGGGGAUUCAAGAUGUCUGGAAAUGGGAGAGAAAUGGGGGAAUUCGGCUUGCGAGAGUACUCAGAAGUAAAGACUGUGACAGUAAAGAUCCCCCAGAAGAACUCCUAAGAAGGCCCAGAAGGAAGAUGAAGCCCAGCCUGCACGUCUGUCCCUCUCUGCUUUCUCUGUAGGAUCCAGCUCUCAGGAAUACAAAGUUGAGCCACGGUCUUUAUUUAAAGAUUGAAAUAACAUGUAGGCCAGGCAGGUCACUGCACAACUAAAGCAAACCAGUUGGGUACAGUUUCCUGGCACUCUGUAAGGGGUCACCUUAAUGAUACCAAAUAUUGGGCAAAGUGGGAUAAAGGUAAGAGGAGGAGCUAGCAGACACAGCCAGUAUCUCUUUCUGGAGCACAGGAUGAAAUAAGGGAGGUGUAUUGUUUGAUGCCUUUAUCACAAAGAACUUUCCUCUUAAGGAAAGGUGACCUUUCUACUUUCUUCAUUUUCUUCCUUCCAUGCCCUCCCCACUCACCCACCCCUCCCUCUCUUCCAGUGAGAUCUCAGCUGAGCUAAGUUUGGGGCAGAUGUUUGGGCCGUGAACAAUUUUCCAAGAUUUUAAAGCCAAAUUACCAUUUCAUGUUACCCAUUUCUUCAAAGCAAAACAUGAAAUGGUUUUAGUUAAGAGUCAGACCAGAAUGAAAAUGCCAGGAGCUGGUCCACUACAGAUGUAAUAAGAACCUAGGAUAUUACUGACCCAAUCUGGUUUUCUUACAUCCAUAAAUAACAUGAAUGAAAAAAGAUUGGGACAAUAGAGACUGGAAGUCAUCACGUGUAGUUCACAGCUUCUGAGCUUGCUACACAGUUUUGGGGGUGGGGUGUGUGUGUGUGUGUGUGUGUGUGUUUGUGCGUAUGUGUGUGUGUGUGUGUCUGUAUACUGGAUUCCUUCUUGGCUAUUCUGGAUAAGGCAAGGGGUGAGCUGUUUUUUAUAGCCAGAUAAGAUCUUUUCUAAAGUUUAUCAUAGAACCAACCAAAAACAAUUCGAGUAGGCUCAAGAAUUUGAUAAUGCUGGCUUCCUUGCAGACAUAAUUCAGUUGCUAAUAGUGGGCAAGCAAUUAUUAAAUGAGUUAUUUCUGUAGUCGGAAUCUGUAGCUUCUUUUGAACCCCAGCUCCCUACACCAAUACCUGCUACUCCAGUGCUGUGGGUGUGAUUUUGAUCUAUCACACUUUACCAACGUGCCCUACAUCUACUGGCAGAGACCUUGGAAAAUCUGGCCAAGCUUAGGGGUUUCCUUUUCCAUUUGCUGAGUUCCAUUGUUCCAGGACUGCCUUGCUCCACUGAGCUCCUCUGUCACACCCAGUGGCUCAUCCACUAUGCCAUUCUUGCCCCUCACUGAGCAGGCAGUGGCCUACAGCCUGGGGGAAGUAAAGCAGGCCCACCUCCCUUUGUUACCAACUACAUGCUCUUCUUCUGCUUUCCAGCGACUCCACCAGUUUGAUGUGGGACAUAUUAGCUUCCUUUCCUUCUUCCAUCUUUCCACCUGCCAAAUCCAAUCCAGUUUCUAACCUAGAUGCAGAUCAUUUAUUUCAAAGUACCAAACAUAAUCUAGAGUAUGUGGAAUAUGGGCAACAUAUAUAUAGCCUUCCGUAUGUAACGAUUUUCUGCUUCCUAACCAUACCAAUGUUCUAACUCUUACCUAACCAUGAUGUUUUCAAGUCUCUACUUGCUGUUACUUACAAACGACAGUGCGUUCAGCAGCCCGAUGCUUUGAGCCCUGACCAAUGCCACGUUUCUGAGUUCUCCAAGUGAAUGCCACCCUCCUCCUCCAGCAUGUGUCCAAGUGGGCAUAGCCACUAACCAACUAGUUACCUUUGGACUGCAAUAUAAAAUGUGAAAAUGAAGAUUUAUUUCUUUUAAUUUACUUAAAAAAAGAAACCUCUGUGCUAGCAAUAAAGCAUUUAUAUUGUGUA
Messenger RNA from Saimiri boliviensis boliviensis (Bolivian squirrel monkey), 4184 nucleotides. RefSeq names its product aldehyde dehydrogenase 1 family member A2 (gene ALDH1A2). Gene Ontology annotation, molecular function: oxidoreductase activity, acting on the aldehyde or oxo group of donors, NAD or NADP as acceptor. The record is from RefSeq and is a predicted model, not a curated record. NCBI's taxonomy places the organism in Eukaryota, Metazoa, Chordata, Mammalia, Primates, Cebidae.